Molecule: messenger RNA, 1827 nt
Organism: Oenanthe melanoleuca
Lineage: Eukaryota; Metazoa; Chordata; Aves; Passeriformes; Muscicapidae
Product: olfactory receptor 14A16-like
Exons: 5
Coding region: 600-1751 (383 amino acids)
Biological process (GO): G protein-coupled receptor signaling pathway
Cellular component (GO): membrane
Molecular function (GO): olfactory receptor activity; G protein-coupled receptor activity
Source: RefSeq, a predicted model, not a curated record
GAGUGGGAAUUGGGGAGGUUUGAGGUGGGUAUGAGAGGAACUGAGUCGUCUGAGGUGUGUCUGGGACCCCUGUCCCCGCAGAGGGGUCCCACCCCUCUGAAUCCCCCCUAAUCCCCCCUAUCCCCACAGAGGGGUCCCGGUCCCCCCUAAAUCCCCACUGCCCCCACAGAGGGGUCCCAGUCCCCUCUAAAUCCCCACUGCCCCCACAGAGGGGUCCCAGCCCCCCCCCUAAAUCCCCACUGCCCCCACAGAGGGGUCCCAGCCCCCUAAACCCUCUCAGUCCCCCCAGAGGGUCCCGGCCAUGUCGGUGCAGGACCCCUGCCCCAACCACACCGUCUACAUCAGAACCUCAACGAGAAGAUCAAGAAGGAUGGCAGAUUUUGGACAUUUUGGGGUGGCGCAGUCUCCGCAUGCAGGGCCAGGCCUUUGUCAUCCUCAAGGAGAUGAGCAGUGCCAGCAACAGCCUGCACUCCAUGCAGGGCUUCCUCUUCUACAACAAACCCAUGGGACUUUAUCUCCAUCCACUGUGUACAAGGGUUCAGAUUGGGCAGGACCAGCUCGACUGAUGGACCCUCUGGUGUUAACCAUCCAGAGAGAUAAUGGCAAGCAGGAAAAGCUUCAAAAAGACAUUUCUGCAGAGGAGCAGCUCCUUUCACAGCCCAGCAGGGCUGAGGGCACUGUCUGCAGGCACUGAGGGGACAGGAGCCAGGCACAGACAGGCUGAAGACAACCAGGACUGGGAAGACAUUGAGCUGAGAUUUCACUUGGGGAAACAUCUUCACAGCCCUGGACAUGUCCACAAUGUCCCGAGUGAAGAAAUGUCCAACAGCAGCUCCAUCAGCCACUUCCUCCUGCUGCCAUUGGCAGACACGUGGCAGCUGCAGCUCCUGCACUUCUGCCUCUUCCUGGGCAUCUCCCUGGCUGCCCUCCUGGGCAACGGCCUCAUCAUCAGCGCCGUAGCCUGUGGCCACCACCUGCACACCCCCAUGUUCUUCUUCCUGCUCAACCUGGCCCUCACUGACCUGGGCUGCAUCUGCACCACUGUGCCCAAAGCAAUGCACAAUUCCCUCUGGGACACCAGGAACAUCUCCUAUGCAGGAUGUGUCAUCCAGCUGUUUUUCUUCAUUUGCUUCAUUUCAACAGAAUAUUUCCUCCUGACCAUCAUGUGCUACGACCGCUACGUGUCCAUCUGCAAACCCCUGCACUACAGGACCCUCCUGGACAGCAGAGCUUGUGCCCACAUGGCAGCAGCUGCCUGGGCCAGUGGCUUUCUCUAUGCUCUGCUGCACACAGCCAAUACAUUUUCCCUGCCCCUGUGCCAUGGCAAUAUCCUGGGCCAGUUCUUCUGUGAAAUCCCACAGAUCCUCAAGCUCUCCUGCUCACACUCCCACCUCAGGGAACUUGGACUCAUUGAGAUAAGUGCUUUUCUGUAUUUUGGCUGUUUUGUGUUCAUUGUUUUCUCCUAUGUGCAGAUCUUCAGGGCUCUGCUGAGGAUCCCCUCUGGGCAGGGACGGCACAAAGCCUUUUCCACCUGCCUCCCUCAUCUGGCUGUGGUCUCCCUGUUCCUCAGCACUGGGACAUGUACCUACCUGAAACCCUCCUCCAUGUCCUCCCCAUCCCUGGAUCUGGCCCUGUCAGUUCUGUACUCAGUGGUGCCUCCAGCCCUGAACCCCCUCAUCUACAGCCUGAGGAACCAGGAGCUCAAGGCUGCAGUGUGGACACUGAUGACUGGCUGCUUUCAGGAACAUUAAACGACUUUCCAAUUUCUGCAAAGUGCUUGUAAUAAAAGUCACCUUUGAUAGUUAUUGUUGGUUUUAUUGGUGGGUC